Verruconis gallopava is the source of this 1742-nucleotide messenger RNA. RefSeq lists its product as uncharacterized. The coding region runs from base 364 to 1350 and encodes 328 amino acids. The transcript has 2 exons. The record is from RefSeq and is a predicted model, not a curated record. NCBI's taxonomy places the organism in Eukaryota, Fungi, Ascomycota, Dothideomycetes, Venturiales, Sympoventuriaceae.
GCAUCCGCCCUUGAAAAGCGUGCCGUUUCGAAUUCUCGUACUGCCUCUGCUUCUCUUCCUCGACCGAAAGUCCGUCGCCUUGCUCGUUCUUGCAGAGUGCGUCCUGUUCCUUCUUUCCCCUUCGUUGUGGUCAGCUUUCUCGGCGUGACAGACGUCAUCCGCUCGCUACCGCUGCAGAUUACCUCAUCCUCCGGCAUCCUCCUGCGACGCUCCGCUGCCGAACCUUCAGCCUGGGGCCAGCCACCGUGUGACUUGAGCCGCUUCAGUCCCAUUCCUGAGGCCCCGAGCGUUCUGAAUCCAACGACUCCUCGCUGCCAAUCGCUACAGCGAUCGAAAGCUCGCCAAACUAGAGAAAGAAAGAAAAUGAGGGCUUCAAAGAGCAUCCUUCUCUCCGUCAUCUCUCUUCCACUCGUCCUUUCCGACCCCGUCGUUACAUCGAAUGUCGCCCCCACCAACGUCGACUUCGACUUUCAAGAGCUGCUGGCUGUCCUGCCCGCCGAGUCUCUGCAUGCUGCCCUCCACAAGCAUGUCGACGACAAGUUUCAAGACGGCGUCUAUGAACACGAGCGUAUAGCCGUGGAGAAGGUGCACAGCGACGACCCGGUUAUGGCCACAAAAGUACUGGCAGAGGCCGCGCUGCAUCUGCUGAAGAGACAAAGCAGCAACGACAACAGCACUAGCACCACUUCUGAAAGUGGUGGAGGUGGGGCCACAACGAUAACGACUGACACCACGGAGACUACUACCACGACGCAGAGCGACGUGGUCGUGCCAAUCGACGUCUCCACCACGGGCAGCGGAGGACAGCCAACCACGCUUACCACGUCCGUGGUAGCAUCACCCACAGUCAGCGUUGAGCAGGCCGUUACCACGACGAACUCACAGGGUCAGCAGGUGGUUGAGACGACGACUGUACCUGCUGCUGUUGUCACUCAAGAUGGCGUUGUGACUACCUCGCCUGUUUCAGUCUUCACCCCGUCAACUGUUACGGAUGCGACGAAGCCAGUUGACGUGACGGCCACCGUGGCAAAUGGAGAUACGAUUGUCCUGUCCAGUGUGACGCCAGGCAAAGUCAUCACAGCCACGGACAAGACCGGCGGAGUCUUUGUGACUACAUACACGCCGCCCGGCGGCACAGUUUCCAGCCUUGUUCUGAAGACAACUGUUCUUCCUAACGGCCAGAAGACAACCAUCACCUCUUUUGCUGCUGUGGCUGCGGACACUUCAGCUCCGUCUAGCACGGGCGGUCCGAAACUACAAAGCGGCGUCGACAGUCUUCAAGGUCGAAGCCUGGCCAUCGAGGCCAUCGUGCUGUUGUGUGCGGCGUUCGGUGCGAGCCUCCUGCUCUGAUGCCACGUCGACUUACGAGUUUUCUAUUUUGGAACAUGUACAAGAUCUGCAUUUUGUUUUUGGUCCUGGACGGUUGACCUUGGGCGUUGGUAGGAACCAUUAGGCUUGAACAUAUUCCCCGACGAGCAACAAUUUGGGAUGGAAGCAUUUAUCAGCGAAUUUUCUUUUCCAAAAUAAAAGAGCAUAUGGAUUGGGAUUUCACGGGAAAUUACAGGAAUCACGGAAAACGUCGACGGUCCUUCAAAAAGAACUAGACAUGAUACCCACGCUCAUUACGCAGCCGCUGUUGUAGGCUAUGACACUCUCCUUUAGACUGGCAUCUUUCCUGGCGGGUGAUGUGCUUUCGACUUUUGUGUGUAAUGCAGAGUCAUGAAACAGUCCACUAUUACGAA